Molecule: messenger RNA, 1269 nt
Organism: Callorhinchus milii (elephant shark)
Lineage: Eukaryota; Metazoa; Chordata; Chondrichthyes; Chimaeriformes; Callorhinchidae
Gene: rap1aa
Product: RAP1A, member of RAS oncogene family a
Biological process (GO): negative regulation of synaptic vesicle exocytosis; Rap protein signal transduction; cellular response to cAMP
Cellular component (GO): plasma membrane
Molecular function (GO): GDP binding; GTPase activity; GTP binding
Source: RefSeq, marked provisional
GUGUGUGAGAGGGAGUGAGAGAGAGAGGGAGUGAGAGAGAGAGAGAGAGAUAGUGGCGCUGUGUGAGAACGUCACAGGAUGCGCGAAUACAAGCUAGUUGUCCUGGGUUCAGGAGGUGUGGGAAAGUCUGCUCUGACCGUACAAUUUGUUCAGGGAAUAUUUGUUGAAAAGUAUGACCCCACAAUAGAAGAUUCCUACAGAAAGCAAGUUGAAGUAGACAGCCAACAGUGUAUGCUUGAAAUCUUGGACACAGCAGGAACAGAGCAGUUCACGGCAAUGAGGGAUCUGUAUAUGAAGAACGGCCAGGGGUUUGCACUAGUAUAUUCUAUAACGGCACAGUCCACAUUUAAUGACUUACAGGACCUCCGGGAACAGAUCCUCCGAGUCAAGGACACUGAAGAUGUUCCCAUGAUACUAGUCGGCAAUAAAUGCGACUUGGAAGAUGAACGAGUCGUGGGCAAAGAACAGGGCCAGAACCUAGCGAGACAGUGGAACAACUGUGCCUUUUUAGAGUCCUCUGCGAAAUCAAAGAUCAACGUUAAUGAGAUCUUUUAUGACCUGGUCAGACAGAUCAAUAGGAAAACACCAGUGGAAAAAAAGAAAAGUAAAAAGAAGAGCUGUUUGUUGCUAUAAACUUCUGCUCCGCAGCAGGUCUGAGCCAGGUAUGAAGAACUGUUGCCUAAUUGGAAAGUGCCAGCAUUCCAAAUUUAAAACAAAACUAACAUAUCUGAAGAGGCUUCACCCGUUUUUAUAUCUUGGAUAAAGAUCUCCUCCUAGAAGACGGUUUGCACACACACACACUGUUCCUGAAUUUGCUCUGUACAUCGCUUGAAAAGACAGUAUUUUCACCUUUGCAUAGUGGUAUAGCAGAUGUGGAUUUAAUGAUAUGAGUUUAGUUGUAUGAUUAUACAAAGACAACGCAUGGACACGUUUCCAAUGUUCUAGAUGUUGCAAGUGAAAUUAAAAGUUGAUUAGAUAUUGGCCUUUUGUCGUUGCACCUCUUCUCCCUAUCAAGCACUAAUAGUUCAAUAGUUUGACAUAUUUGUCCUCUGAUGGACUUAUCCCAACAGUUAACAUCUACUUUUGGUUCUGGCGACUUCAUUUUAUAUUGGGAAGUUGCGAGAUCACAUUACUUUCACUAUACAAUUGUAUUCUAAUUAAAAGAUGUUUUGUGCAUAAUGCUUUGAAAAAAAAUGGGUCUUUUAUAGGAAAACUGUGGAAAACUGAUUUCUAUGUCUCUCUCAAAGCUGAAAUAUAUUAUACUAAACC